Marmota monax (woodchuck) is the source of this 2616-nucleotide messenger RNA. RefSeq names its product solute carrier family 39 member 11 (gene Slc39a11). Gene Ontology annotation, biological process: zinc ion transmembrane transport. The transcript has 10 exons. Gene Ontology annotation, cellular component: membrane. Bases 183 to 1208 code for a protein of 341 amino acids. NCBI's taxonomy places the organism in Eukaryota, Metazoa, Chordata, Mammalia, Rodentia, Sciuridae. The record is from RefSeq and is a predicted model, not a curated record. Gene Ontology annotation, molecular function: zinc ion transmembrane transporter activity.
AGGUGUUUUUGUUCCGACCCUUCUUGGAUGCCAAGUACGGAGAGGGCGAUAGCUCUGUGCCUGUGUUUGAAGUUUUAUCCUCUGGCAGCCAGAAGUAGGUGGUUGGUGUGAGGACCCAGAUGUCUUUGUGAUCCAGUCACUCUUUCGGGGUAACUCAGCAAGACCAUGGAGCUGUAUCCAGCAUGCUCCAGGGUUACAACCCCGUGUUCCAGGCCUUGCUGGGGACCUUCUUCACCUGGGGGAUGACGGCAGCUGGGGCGGCUCUGGUGUUCAUAUUCUCUAGUGGACAGAGACGCAUCUUGGACGGAAGCCUCGGUUUCGCUGCAGGGGUCAUGCUAGCAGCCUCCUACUGGUCUCUCCUGGCCCCAGCGGUGGAGAUGGCCACGUCCUCUGGGGGCUUUGGGGCCUUCGCCUUCUUCCCGGUGGCCGUGGGUUUCACGCUCGGAGCGGCUUUCGUCUUCCUGGCCGACCUCCUGAUGCCUCACCUGGGUGCAGCAGAAGACCCUCAGACGGCCCUGGCACUGAACUUCGACGCUGCAUUGAUGAAGAAGUCUGAUCCCACGGGUCCCACGCUGCUCCUCCCUGAGAGUGAACUCUCCAUCCGGAUAGGUAGCACUGGGCUUCUUCCAGACAAGAGUGAGAACGGCGAGGCCUACCAGAGGAGGAAGGCCGUGGCCGCCAGCCUUCCCGAGGGCCUUGCCCACCUGGCGCCUUCCCACGGGAGCCCAGCCCAGCCCAGUGGCAGCAGCUGGAGGAGGAUCCUGCUGCUCAUCCUGGCCAUCACCAUCCACAACGUUCCAGAGGGCCUUGCUGUUGGAGUUGGAUUUGGGGCUGUAGAAAAGACGGCAUCUGCCACCUUUGAGAGCGCCAGGAACUUGGCCAUUGGAAUUGGAAUCCAGAACUUCCCGGAGGGCCUGGCCGUCAGCCUCCCCUUGCGAGGGGCAGGCUUCUCCACCUGGCGAGCCUUCUGGUUCGGGCAGCUGAGCGGCAUGGUAGAGCCGCUGGCCGGGGUCUUUGGUGCCUUUGCCGUGGUGCUGGCCGAGCCCCUCCUGCCCUACGCUCUGGCCUUUGCUGCUGGCGCCAUGGUCUACGUGGUCAUGGACGACAUCAUCCCCGAAGCCCAGAUCAGUGGCAACGGGAAGCUGGCCUCCUGGGCCUCCAUCCUGGGAUUUGUGGUGAUGAUGUCACUGGACGUGGGCCUGGGCUAGCUCUGGGUCCCGACACACCCCCGGAAGGACAGCACCAGACCUCGAUGGGACCACGAGCCUUUCUUCACAUUAAACUAUUGCUCCCUUUCUCUCCUCCUCGUCUCACUGCCCAGAUCGGCCCUGACUGUAAUAGAACUAUCUUGACUUUGUUUUUGGGGGAGAUGUUGGUUUUCUUUGGAAUCUCAAGGUGUCAUGGAACCACAGAGUCUUGCUGUGGCCACUGAAUGGAAUCUUUUCCUUGGUGGGACUGUUGGGACCUACAGAUCAGGGAAAUCUCUGCUCUCCUUCCUUUAUCUCCCUCGCUCGAUUCAACCAACCACAGCUCCUCAAGGUCACCCACAGCAGCGAGGAACCAGGAGAAUUCUCCUAAGAAGUUUGGCCUCCAGCCUCCGAGCUGACUGGCCGGCAGCCCUCCUGCUCCUGGGCUGCGGGUCCUCCACACACCUGGAAUACCUGGACCUAAGCAUUGUGAACACAGCAAUUCUGCUCUCCCAGGCUGAGCUGGCCAGGAGACGAAGAGUCCCCUUCCUCCACCUGCCCAGGGAGUCCUGUCCGGGAGAGGGACACAGACUGAGGGAGGAAGUCGGCUAGUCUUUGGCUUUUCUAUUUUUUUUUUUUAAUUUAAGGCUAAAAUUGGCCUUUUUGAAGUUAAGGGAAUUCAGGAAUUAGGACAACUGUGAGCCCCCUGACGAGGAGAGAGUGGAUUCCAAGGGCAGAGUGGUUUUCCACGGUUCCCAAAUCUCCUGGGCGUUAAUUUGAUAAGUGGAUGAGCUUCAGUUUCCUAAGAGACUUGGGGAUACCAGCAAGCUGCUAGAACCCAAACCCUUUCUCUACUAAUGAAAGGAGCCACUGAAGUGAAGGAGGGACACUUAGGACCUGCCAUGGGUCCUUCCCCACAGGCUAUUAGGUAACUUACAACCCAACCGAGAACCCUGGAGCCACAGCUAGCUUUGUCGGAGUCUGGCCAGGGGGCUCUGGUUGGGAAAGGAAGAGGGAUAGGAAAAGUACAUAUCAUUCUGAAAUGACCGAGCAGAACGACAGGACCUCUGUCCGAAGGCUCGCAGCCAGGAGCCAGUAAUUUAGGCACUGUGUUCUCGGCGCCUGAUCUCUGAGUUUACAUGUUCCGUUGUUUCCAAGGGCAAAUGUCCUUCUCCGUGAAUGCUCCAAGACCCCAGGGGCCACCCUUCGGCUGGGUCAGUGUAUGUUCUUCCAAAGCACUGGUGAUCAAAAUUGCAGACGCAUUCAGAGGGUUGAUGGGUCGGGAUGAGCUGGUUUGGUGGUCGGUUGGUGUACAUGUGUUUUAUUUUUGUCUUUGGGUAUAGUUCUGCAUAAUUGAGAUUGUUCUUUCUGCCUGAUAAGACCUUGUAACUGUGAUUCAUAUCAAUAAAGGGAAUGUUGUUGUGGGUGA